This is a messenger RNA of Nasonia vitripennis (jewel wasp), 1876 nucleotides long. RefSeq names its product tubulin alpha-1B chain-like. Lineage: Eukaryota; Metazoa; Arthropoda; Insecta; Hymenoptera; Pteromalidae. The record is from RefSeq and is a predicted model, not a curated record. Gene Ontology annotation, biological process: mitotic cell cycle; microtubule cytoskeleton organization. Gene Ontology annotation, molecular function: structural constituent of cytoskeleton; GTP binding. The transcript has 5 exons. Gene Ontology annotation, cellular component: microtubule; cytoplasm. Bases 364 to 1602 code for a protein of 412 amino acids.
GACCCGUAGAUGCGUGAAGUAGCGCGAAAAUGCAUUUAUUUUUCGGCGGCGUCAUGACUCGAACGUAGAAAAAGUUUGGACGUUUAAAAAUUCUCAGUUUCGACAAAAUGUCUCAUUAACUUUUCGGCCUCUUUUGAAAAUUCCAAAAUUCCAAGUGUCGAGCAGUAUUUAAAAAAUUACCAAGUCACAUAAUCCAGGAAAACCAUCAAGCAAUUCAAAAUGUAUAAAUUAGAUUGGGUGUAAAAUGAAUGUGAAAAACAGCGCGAGUGUAUAUCAAUCCACGUGGGGCAAGCUGGAGUGCAGAUCGGCAAUGCCUGCUGGGAGUUGUACUGUCUGGAGCACGGGAUACAGGCCGACGGGACGAUGCCCUCGGACAAGACCUCCGGUACCAACGACUGCUUCGACACUUUCUUCAACGAGACCAGCAAGGGCAAGAUGAUACCCAGAGCCAUGAUCAUCGACCUCGAGCCCACCGUCAUCGACGAGAUUCGCAACGGAACGUACAAACAGCUUUACCAUCCGGAGCAGCUGAUCAGCGGCAAGGAGGACGCGGCGAAUAACUACGCGCGCGGGUACUACUCGGUGGGCCAGGAUAUCAUCAACCUGGUGACCGACCGGAUCCGCCGUUUCACCGAGCAGUGCCACAGUCUUCAAGGCUUCUUCGUUUUUCACUCGUUCGGCGGUGGCACCGGCUCGGGAUUUAGUUCUCUGCUCAUGGAGAAGCUGAGCAACGACUACGGAAAGAAGAGCAAGCUCGAGUUCACCGUUUACCCGGCGCCACAAGUAUCGACGGCGGUGGUGGAACCGUACAACUCGAACCUGUCGACCCACGCGACGAUCGGUCACUCGGACUGCACGUUCAUGGUGGACAACGAGGCGAUCUACGACAUCUGUCGCCGCAAGCUCGGCAUCGAGCGCCCGAGUUACCGAAAUCUCAACCGACUCAUCAGCCAGGUCGUCUCCUCGAUCACGGCCUCGCUGCGCUUCGACGGCGCGCUCAACGUCGACCUCACAGAGUUCCAAACGAAUCUUGUGCCCUAUCCCCGCAUCCACUUCCCGCUGGCCUCGUACGCGCCCGUCAUCUCCGCCGACAAGGCCUACCACGAGGGCAUGUCCGUCGGCGAAAUUACGAGCGAGUGCUUCGAGCCUGGGAACCAGAUGGUCAAGUGUGAUCCUCGAGAGGGCAAGUACAUGGCCUGCUGUCUGCUCUAUCGAGGCGACGUCGUGCCCAAGGACGUCAAUUCGGCCAUCGCCAGUGUCAAGUCCAAGAGCAGCGUGCGAUUUGUCGACUGGUGUCCCACAGGCUUCAAAGUGGGAAUUAACUAUCAGCCGCCAACUAUCGUUCCCGGUGGAGAUUUGGCAAAAAUACAGCGAGCUGUCUCUAUGCUCUGCAACACUACAGCCAUCGGCGAGGCUUGGUCCAAGCUGAAUUUGAAGUUCGACCUGAUGUUCAAUAAGCGCGCCUUCGUCCACUGGUACGUCGGCGAGGGCAUGGAGGAGGUCGAAUUUAUCGAGGCCCGCGAGGACCUCGCCGCUCUCGAGCGAGACUACGAGGAAGUCGCCACUGACUCCAUCAUACCGUCAGACAGCAACGAGUUCUAGUUGAAAACUUUACGUCCUUAUUCUUUGUACCAAUCGUGUUUUUUUUUCUUUUUUUCUUUUUUUCUUUUUUUUCAUUAAAUUGUAUCUAAAAUAAGCCAAAGCAUAAGCGUUUUUUCAACAUUUUAAUUAAUCUCUUUAUAUAAAAAAAAAUUAUAAAUUAUCAUGUGAAUAGGCCCGGGGUGGAUUACAGUAAUUUAUUGGUGUUGAAUGUUUUUCAUUUCCAUAUUCUUGCUUUUUCUCGUCGUCAUUAAAAUUACGUAUUUUAAACAAUUGA